Molecule: messenger RNA, 4509 nt
Organism: Rhinopithecus roxellana (golden snub-nosed monkey)
Lineage: Eukaryota; Metazoa; Chordata; Mammalia; Primates; Cercopithecidae
Gene: TRAF6
Product: TNF receptor associated factor 6
Biological process (GO): regulation of apoptotic process; regulation of canonical NF-kappaB signal transduction; protein K63-linked ubiquitination
Cellular component (GO): plasma membrane signaling receptor complex
Molecular function (GO): tumor necrosis factor receptor binding; zinc ion binding; ubiquitin protein ligase activity
Source: RefSeq, a predicted model, not a curated record
CGCAGCCAGCAGAGAAGGCGGAAGCAGUGGCGUCCGCAGCUGGGGCUAGGCCUGGGGACGGCUCGCGGAGAUGGCGACGGAGCCCGUUAGACCCAGAGUUUGACGUCCCAGCAGCCACGUCUCGGCGCGCAGUGUCUGUAUCCGUCCUCUACCAGCACCUUGGCUGAGCGGAGUCGUGCGGCUCGCAGGGGAGCCCUGCCCGCCUGGUUCGGCCUCCCUGCGCGCUUGAGUGAGCAAGUGAUAAUCAAGUUACUAUGAGUCUGCUAAACUGUGAAAACAGCUGUGGAUCCAGCCAGUCUGAAAGUGACUGCUGUGUGGCCAUGGCCAGCUCCUGUAGCGCUGCAACAAAAGAUGAUAGUGUGAGUGGAACUGCCAGCACGGGGAACCUCUCCAGCUCAUUUAUGGAGGAGAUCCAGGGAUAUGAUGUAGAAUUUGACCCACCCCUAGAAAGCAAGUACGAAUGCCCCAUCUGCUUGAUGGCACUACGAGAAGCAGUGCAAACACCAUGCGGCCAUAGGUUCUGCAAAGCCUGCAUCAUAAAAUCAAUAAGGGAUGCAGGUCACAAAUGUCCAGUUGACAAUGAAAUACUGCUGGAAAAUCAACUAUUUCCAGACAAUUUUGCGAAACGUGAGAUUCUUUCUCUGAUGGUGAAGUGUCCACAUGAAGGUUGUUUGCAUAAGAUGGAACUGAGGCAUCUUGAGGAUCAUCAAGCACAUUGUGAGUUUGCUCUUGUGGAUUGUCCGCAGUGCCAACGUCCCUUCCAAAAAUUCCAUAUUAAUAUUCACAUUCUGAAGGAUUGUCCAAGGAGACAGGUUUCUUGUGACAACUGUGCUGCAUCAGUGGCAUUUGAAGAUAAAGAGAUCCAUGACCAGAACUGUCCUUUGGCAAAUGUCAUCUGUGAAUACUGCAAUACUAUACUCAUCAGAGAACAGAUGCCUAAUCAUUAUGAUCUAGACUGCCCUACAGCUCCAAUUCCAUGCACAUUCAGUACUUUUGGUUGCCAUGAAAAGAUGCAGAGAAAUCACUUGGCACGCCACCUACAAGAGAACACCCAGUCACACAUGAGAAUGUUGGCCCAGGCUGUUCAUAGUUUGAGCCUUAUACCCGACUCUGGGUAUGUCUCAGAGGUCCGGAAUUUCCAGGAAACUAUCCACCAGUUAGAGGGUCGCCUUGUAAGACAAGACCAUCAGAUCCGGGAGCUGACUGCUAAAAUGGAAACUCAGAGUACGUAUGUAAGUGAGCUCAAACGAACCAUUCGAACCCUUGAGGACAAAGUUGCUGAAAUUGAAGCACAGCAGUGCAAUGGAAUUUACAUUUGGAAGAUUGGCAACUUUGGAAUGCAUUUGAAAUGUCAAGAAGAGGAGAAACCUGUUGUGAUUCAUAGCCCUGGGUUCUACACAGGCAAACCCGGGUACAAACUGUGCAUGCGCUUGCACCUUCAGUUACCGACUGCUCAGCGCUGUGCAAACUAUAUAUCCCUUUUUGUCCACACGAUGCAAGGAGAGUAUGACAGCCACCUCCCUUGGCCCUUCCAGGGUACAAUACGCCUUACAAUUCUUGAUCAGUCCGAAGCACCUGUAAGGCAAAACCGAGAGAUAAUGGAUGCCAAACCAGACCUGCUUGCUUUCCAGCGACCCACAAUCCCACGGAACCCAAAAGGUUUUGGCUAUGUAACUUUCAUGCAUCUGGAAGCCCUAAGACAAAGAACUUUCAUUAAGGAUGACACAUUAUUAGUGCGCUGUGAGGUCUCCACCCGCUUCGACAUGGGUAGCCUUCGGAGGGAGGGUUUUCAGCCACGAAGUACUGAUUCAGGGGUAUAGCUUGCCCUCACUUGUUCAAAAACAACUACCUGGAGAAAACAGUGCCUUUCCUUGCCCUGUUCUCAAUAACAUGCAAAUAAGCCGCAGGAAAAAUGUAAUAUCUACUAGUGAGUGUUGUUAGAGAGGUCACUUACUAUUUCUUCCUGUUACAAAUGAUCUGAGGCAGUUUUUUCCUGGGAAUCCACACGUUCCAUGCUUUUUCAGAGAAGUUAGGUCUGAAGUGCCUGUGGCAUGUUGCAGCAGCUAUUUUGUCAGUUAGUAUACCUCUUUGUUGUGCUUUCUUGGGCUUUUGCUGCGGUGUAUUUUAUUGUCAGAAAGCCCAGACUCAGAGUACUAAACUUUUAAUAAUGAUGGACUUUCCUUAAAACUUAGUCUAUUUUAUAGUAUUAUAUGUAAUAUAUUAAACGUGAAAAUCACUACCGCCUCGUGCUAGUGCCCUCGAGAAGAGUUAUUGCUCUAGAAAGUUGAGUUCUCAUUUUUUUAACCUGUUACAGAUUUCAGAGGAUUUGAACCAUAAUCCUUGGAAAACUUAAGUUCUCAUUCACCCCAGUUUUUCCUCCAGGUUGUUACUAAGGAUAUUCAGGGAUGAGUUUAAACCCUAAAUAUAACCUUACUUAUUUAGUGUAAACAUGUCUGUUGAAUAAUACUUGUUUAAGUGUUAGUUAUGCCUUGCUUACAUAUUUCCUUGAGGUUACGGAGUAGCAUCUUCCCCAGAGUUUAUAAUGCUGAGAACCAUGUGGAUACCAAGUGCUCAUUGUAUGCUGUGUAACCCUUUUUGUCUAUUCAUUGCAGAGUGAAUUUCACAGCUCUGCAUGUAUCUUCAGUUGUUUAAUGCUUACAAGACAGGAGAUACACACAGUCAGCAACAUAAAAAUUAAAAGUGACUCAAGUAGUCAGCCCAUGUGGCAUCUCGUUGGUGGUGACAGAAGCUAUGUGAGCUGGAAGUUUUCAGCUCUUUCGAAUACCCUCUGUUUUAGUUCAAUUAAAUAGAACAAAAUUGAUUUCCUAUAAUGAGAAUUUUUUAAAACCUGGGAGAUGAUUGGAGAUACCUAAGAGGUCACCACACUAAGAUUAGAAGUCAUAGUGGUUGUAUCAAAACUUAGCUUGAGUACGUUGCUGUAGCCUAACAACUGCAGGUUCUGAGAAGGAUCCUGUGGAAUCCUGGAAGUAGCCAAAUUUUCCUAAUAGGGAAAGAUGAUUUUUUUGUGUGCCAUGUAUUUGUUAAAGGCCUAUAUAGAGAUAUAAAAUAUUGUGGAAUCUAGUUCUCAGGGAGACCCACAACUAGUAUAAGCUUAUAAAGGAUCUAAAGAUCUAUCCACCAUUUAAAGUUGUCUGGUAACGAGAGAUGACAUUGUAUCCCCAGAGAGGCCAAAUCAGGGUCCCCAGCCAGCGUUCUAGAUCAGCCUUAAUUUCAAGAGAAAGCCAAGGCCCUCAUCUACCGGGGAGUGUGGUUUUCAGCCCCAGCGAGUGUCAUUUUGAACUUUCCCUUUGCUUUUUUCUCUCUUCUCCCUCCCCACCCACCCUUAGGCUCCUGAUCUGGCGAGUUUGUUAUGGAGUGAAAAUAAAAGUCAAGCAGAGACUUUGUUCCCCAUGCCACCAUUAGUACCACAAGCUCAUGGCUAGUUACCACAUUAUUUCCUGGCAGUUUGUGUCCCUCAGCUGUGCCUUCCAACCAGCUCCUGAGAAUCACUGCAUACCACCUUCUACGUAGGGAAACCCACACUGCUGCUGUUCCUGUGAUUGUUUUACAAUGAAUAAAUAAUUGUCAAAUUCCAUUUAAAAAGUAAACAGUAGUAGUUUUGUAUUUGCAUAGAAAAAGCCUGGAGGAAAUAUACUAAACUUUUUGUUGGCUUAUUUUCCUUUGUGCUUGCUUAUAUUUUUUACAUUUUCUACAAUAAAUGUGUACUUUUAUCAGAGAAUUAAAUGUUGCCAUAAAACAUUCAAUCUCCACGCCCCCAGCUCAAAAAAGGAAAUGAUAUUUAAAAACUUCCUGGUCAGAUUUCUAUUAAAAGCAUUGGCUGUGCAUUAGGUACAAAGAGGAGUCAUUUCCUGCCUUAGUGAUACUAUUUUUUUCUACUAACUCAAGUCUUUUAAAAAAAAUUUUUUUUUGUUUUGCCUAAUUUCAGUUUUCAGCAAGCUUCCCAUCUGUAAAAUGAGUUGGACUAGAUGUUUCUGCAGUCCCCUCCAGCCAUAACAUUCUGUCUCAAAUUAAGUUCCAAGCACCAGAACACUGACAAUACUUACUAAAGUAUUUUGCCAGUAGAAAAUGUCUUUAACUUAUUAUUUGCUGACACUGAUACUUUCCUCUAAUUUAGUGUCUGUCGGCUGGGUCACAUCUGAAAUAAAAUGAGCAAUUUUAACCCCCAACAUUUGGCAUUUUGUCAUAAACCAGCCAGUUAUUUUAUGCUGGUCAGUCAUCAUGACUACAAAGUAAAAGAGUCAAGCUGUCAUUCCAAAUAAAACUUUUGACUUCAAUCAGAAUUAAGCCCUAACCUGGAAAGUUGGUUUCUUCCUUAUAUUUUCCCAGUCUCCUACUCUAUUCUUAAACAUGCUAGUUUCACUCAGUUGAGUGUACAAGCCUUUGGGCUUUAUGUUGUACGUUACUAACCAUCUUUUAACAUAUCUUUUGGCAUUAUUCUGGGACAUUGCUAAAUUAAAAAGAAAUUGUUUCCUCUUUUUCCGGAGAUGU